AUGGCAAAUCGUAGAGGACUUCCAAAAGAUACACUAGUUAACGUUAAAUUAAAAAAAGGUGAAAUGGCUUUUGGUAGGAAUGGCCCACAAAUUUGCAUUAAGUGGAAAAACACGAAAGAUGUUCUUGUUAUGUCAACAUGUCACUCGGCUGACAUGGCACCUGUGACUGUCAAAGCUAGAGGAGGUCCAAUACAAAAAUUUAAACCCGUGGCCAUCAUCGAUUAUAAUAAAUAUAUCAGAUGA
This is a messenger RNA of Macrosiphum euphorbiae (potato aphid), 243 nucleotides long. Lineage: Eukaryota; Metazoa; Arthropoda; Insecta; Hemiptera; Aphididae. The record is from the annotation of a GenBank genome assembly.